Messenger RNA from Exaiptasia diaphana, 5861 nucleotides. RefSeq lists its product as uncharacterized. Bases 180 to 5090 code for a protein of 1636 amino acids. The transcript has 3 exons. NCBI's taxonomy places the organism in Eukaryota, Metazoa, Cnidaria, Anthozoa, Actiniaria, Aiptasiidae. Gene Ontology annotation, cellular component: cytoplasm. The record is from RefSeq and is a predicted model, not a curated record.
UUAGGUAAAAAUCCAUCUUUUGAUUGCAAAUAUCGGCCUUCGCUUCAACGGCUUAUAGCGUCCUAGACAAAUGACGUCAUUUCUAAGAACUGUAUUCGCCGUCGAGAUACAUACACAUUGGAGGGUAUGUGAGCUUGUUGUCGAAAUGCAGAAGAAGUGCCGCAUAAAGUUGUAAUUUAAUGGAUUCUGAUAAGAGCGAUCUCUUGGAGAAGGAGGACAAAGAAGCGUCACAACUUGCUGCUAAGUCAGGAAAAAAGAAGAAAAAGAAAAAGAAGAAAAAAACAUCGACUACCAUCGAGGAAGGACACUCAACGUCAAACGAAGUUAGUGAACUAUGUGCUGGAAGUAUUCAACCAGCCAGUCAAAUCACUCCAGAAGAAAUCUCAGAGUCGAAUGUCUUGCAUUCUGAGGAAAUCAAUUUUUUAAGUCCUUCAAAAAGCGAAGCAAAAUCAUCUGAAGAAGCGAUAAAAGACGAGCUUGAACGCGUCUAUCCAGACCACGAUGCCAUCACAAAUCUACAUGAAAAAUCAUUUAUUUCAAAUCAAUCGAGUGAGAGCACUGCCAAAAGAAAGAAGAACAAAAAGAAGGACAGUCUUGAAUCUAAACAGGUUUUAUCAGAAGAGAAGGAAUCGAAACUUAAAAUCCCCAAAGACAGCGAAAAGCUAAUCAAAAGCGAUAGCGGAAGUGAGAAAGAGCGCAAAGAAGUAAAAGUAAACGCUGGAGGUGCCAAGCCGAAACCUUCCGACGAAAAGUCAAGCUCACCAUCUACUGACCGAAAGAAAAAGAAAAAGAAAAAAGCGGGAGGGUUCCUUUUAUCAGAUGUGAAUUUAUCUGAGCCUCAAAAUGAUUCAGAUAAAGAGAAAAAAGAUUUGAAAUCCUCUGAAAAAGAUACCAUGAAAUUGUGUGACACUGCACUGUCUGCAGACUCAGCUGAGCGUGAAAGUGACUUCAAGACCUUUAGCAAGGACACAUCAUUGUUGGAAUCGGAAACUAGAGAGCAGAAUAAUCUUUUCAAGAUUCUCAUCAUCUAUAAUGGUCUUGGCUUAGACACACUUCGCAAGUUAUUCAUGAAGAUCCACCCUUCCUGGUCCAACAAGCCUGAUGAUGCUAAAAAUCUGGACAAAGGUAUAAUGAGACUGAAACACCAUGAGCUUUCCAGGUUUAACAAUGGAAACAUUAACGACUGGGAUGUUUCUCUGAUGACAACAGUACUACUCUACUCCAAGGAGUGUGCUAAGGAAAUCCGCUUGAAACCAGGAUAUGAAAAUGCCAUCCGAACCGUCAAAGAGCAGAAAAACCAGCUGAUUAGUCAUAUGAGCACAGAACAAAUGACAGAUGAUGAGUUCAACACAGCUUGGGAAAAAAUUACCAAAAGCUUGGAAACUAUCGGUGCUAGUGAGGGAGAUAUUGAUGAGAUUUUAACAGGUGAUAAUUUGGAGAGUGCAAAGUUUUACCGUGAUAUGCUUCUACAAGAAAUGGCUCUCAAGGAUGCUGUGUUACACGACAUCCAAGCGAAAAUGGAUAUGAUGGGAGAGGAAGUGGCUGAAAAAGUAGCACAUCGCCUGGUUACUAAAAACGGUUCUAAAAGUGAAAAACAGCCACGUUUCCAGGACCUUAGUGGCCCAAGGUGGGAUGAUUGGCUUCGUUUUUGCGAUAACGUACAAGAUUUCAACCAUGAUAAUAAUAACUACAUCCUCAUAACGGAUCGUAUGUCAUCAGAAAAUUUGAAACACUUUUCUGUCUUGAGAAGUGUACCAUGGAAAAUUGUUCUCGACUUUGACCCGUCUUCCGAGGAGUAUGGCAUGUACCACGAUUUUCUUCGAAAAGAAGGCAAGAACAGUCUAAUUGACAUGAUGACACCAGAGGAGAUCCGACGACACCAUGGUUCCACAAUCAGUCUCGCUCGACAUCUCGACUCACGUAAGACCCAAUGGCUAUUCGUUAAUGGAAGAGAAAAAGACAGCGGAGCAAAUGGUGGAGCACAAGCCCUUUAUGAAUGGAAAAGUUCGUCAUUGAAGUAUGUGUCUCGAUUCUUGAGCUGCUGUUCUGAUCCAGAAGCGAUUGAUAAGCUGAAACCUGUUAUUUGUAUUAUUUUGCCUUUUCAAAGGCAGACCCUUCCCUUUCUUGAAGUGACUAUGGAAAGACUUGUUGAAAACUUUCAUGAUGAUGAAUUCUCCCUUUCCUUUGUUGGAGUAAAACACGAAAACAUUCAUGAUCUUCAACGACGCUUUAACAUUCGUCUCACAACCCUUCCACCUUCCCUUCUACAUUUGGGUUUGAGAGAUUUAUUGAAAGUAUCUACUGGGAAAGAAUAUCGAAUGCCGACUUUUCAAGCCAAACUGUCUGCAAAGCUAACAAAUCAUCAGUACUUAUUCUUGCAGGAAUAUAUGCAUGUCUUGUACGACGGAUGUGAAGAUCUACCGAAGGUGAACAGCGAAGACGACCAAGAAAAAUUGAAUAAAAUUCUUAAUGACCAUAAAGAAGCUUUCUUGUCAGGAAAUUGGAUUUCCUUUGUGAGUCUAUAUGACAACCAUGACGCACGAAGAGAGCUGAGUGAAGAGGUGAGAAACCACAUACAACGCCUGUUGGAACAAGGGCCAACCCACUCCACCAUACUUGAGAUUCGACACUCGCCAGGAACAGGUGGUACAACCAUUGCCAGACGUGUCUUGUGGGACUUACGUAAGUCAUAUCCUUGCGCAAUUGCAAGAUUGGAAGACUACAAGUUUGAUUUUGAUGACGACUUCCAUUUCAUUAAUGCCUUGGCUGAUCGUAUAAGCGCUUUGCAAGAUAUCUGCCAGAUGAUCCCUCUUAUUCUUCUUGAUGGUAACCAUUCGAGGAUAGAAGCUUUGAAUACCAAACUUGUCAGGGUACUCAAUAGUAGAGGUCAAAGGGCAGUUCUUUUGAGCUGUUUGCACCGCUCAGCAAAGGUAACUGAUGACGAAACAAAUCCCGAAACCACAGAUGUCCAUCAUCGCUUCUUUGUUAAAGUAAAGCUUGAAGAUUCCUUAGCAGAUCUUCGUCAAUUUGAAGAAAAAUACAAAGAUUAUAUUGACAAGUUCAAGAAGGAAUCAUUGAGCCCAAGUAGAGUGUUCCAUUUCCCUUUGCUGGCAAUGCUUAAAGGACUGGAAGGUUUUGAUUGUAAACUAAAGCAGAUCAUAUUUGAUAGCUUUGAUGAGAUGGAUGGUUUGAGAAAAGAAAUCGCUGUCGUUGUGGCAUUCAUUCAGAUAUAUGCAUCCCAAUCAACCCCAGGAUCCCUAUUGAACAAAGCGUUCAACCAACAUAUCCGUCAGUGUGGUGCUGAUAAGGGAGUCACUUACAAAGAUAUCAACCAGCUCAUUACAGACCACCUUCUGAGUUUGAUGGUCCCAGCAAGACCUUCCAAACAUCCCAAACGGUCAUCUUCAUCGAGUAGUGCUGAAAGCUACACUCUCCAGCAUCCACUUGUGGCAGAAAUGGUCCUCCAGAGGUAUUUCGAUACCCAGAAACGCAACAUCUUUUCACUGACACGUGAUUUUUUGGAAUUUCCAGUCUUCCAAGAUAGUGAAUUCUUUUCGCUUGUUAACGCCCUUUUCAUCCGAACGCGAAGCUCUCUUCCCAAAUCAAAGUUUUCCAUCCUGUUUGAGAAGUUAAAGUCAAUUGAUGCCCGAGAUGCUGCUAAGGUCUUCUGUGAACUAGCUGAAAAGACAAGUGAUGCCAUCGUUUAUGCACAUGCCGCUAGAUUUCAUGCAAAGAAUAACCCCCCUCACUUUAAAGAAGCCAAGCAUCUGAUUUCUGAGGCAUUUAAAUGCAAUAAUGCCCAAACAAAGAAGAGAAUCAUAUAUGACUUUAAGGGUCAUAUUCUGCAAAGUGAAUUAAAAGUCAUGGUCGAAAAGAAUAAAAUUGACAGCAUAUCAGAGCUGGAAGAGUUAGCUAAUGAAGCCCUUCAGUCCUACAAGAAUUCUCGAAACUGGCCACUCACCUUUCCUUGGCCCCUUAUGGGUGAAGUCAAGGUGUGGAUUUCAUGCAUCGAAUGGAUUACAAAGAAUAAAUGCGAUGGUGACGCAGAUAGAGCUUUUGAAUUCAUUACCUCUGAAGCACCACCCUUCUUUAGAACCUGUGUUGGUGAUUCGCUGCACCUUUUGGACAUAGUGGAUGACUUAGUUCAAAAGGAGGCCAACUUGGCAGAGCCAGAAGAAAUACAGAUGCAAUGUAAUGAUCUUAAGAUAUCUUUGUUGAAAACUUUCAAAAAGGACAUGACCAGAAGGAGAUCAGGGCGAUCACGAAGUGGGGAGAAAGACCAAGACAUCAUAAGAGCAUGCAAAGUCCUUUGCUCUUCCGACAAAUUUACUAAGAGUUCAGCUGUCGAGCUUAAAAGGCUUCAAGUACAUUACAUUUUGAACAACGUUGAUCAAAUGGAGACAGCAGAUUACAACAUUCACGUAUUCCUACUCAAACUACUUGAAGACUUGAUGUUUACAGAGAAGCAAAGCACCCGUGUUGACAUGGCACGCCAUCUUAUGAAAGUGUGUCUUCUUAUGACAGGGUCAAAACACUACUCCUUGGACAAGGGAUUGAGUGUUGCUGAUGUCUGGCUACAAGAAUCGGGCUAUGAUCCUAUGCCCUAUUUUUAUAAAAUGAUGAUUGCCUUCCUUAUGAUUCUGGAUGGCAAUCAGGUCUUUUACAGAAGUGUAUUCAACAAGGCCCUUGAAAUGUGUAAAGAAAAGUCACAGAACCACUGCCGAAGAUUGGUUUCUACUCAUUUCCUAAAGAAGACCGGAGAAGGAAUGAAUCGUUUGAUGACAAAAGGAGCGUUAUUGGCAGGGGAGAAAGAGUACCCUCAAAACAUCGAAGACUUCUGGACCACUCAAUCGCGAAAGAAGCUGAAAGAGUGCAAGGGAAGAAUAAGAAUCCGCCCAAAGUCGGGCAAAAGAAAGCAGGUCUACAUCGAACUUGUUGAAGGAAACAUCGAGCUAUAUGUCGGCAAGAAUGCAGAUAUUGGCAGAGUUGAACGUGAUUUUACACAAGGCACUAUGGUGUACUUUGUCGUUAGUUUCAAUUUGGAAGGACCCGUUGCUAAUGGAAUAACUUUCAAGCCUACAAGUUCCUGAACAAUUCACGACUAUUAAAAAAGAAAUAUAGAAAGUUGUAUUUCUAUUUAGAGUAGAGUUUCACAUUGAAACGUUCAAGCUAUACGUUUACGAAGCUAGAACUUUCCGUUUAGAAUGGACUGACAUUGAAGCCAAUAAGCUCUUGAACACUUGAAUUACUGUGAAACGCGGUGCGUGCACAGGGAUUGAACUUUUCUUCGAAGUUUUUACUUACACUAGAGUUUCAAAUGGAGACUUCAUAACUGAUUUGCCAAAUACAGCUGAGUAUUUCUGAGUACUGUAUUAACUUGACUAGAGAUACCUCAGAAGUUUUGUAAGUUCAAUCUUAUUUGCCAGCUUUAUAGAAGUUUUAUAGCUUGAUUAGAAAAUAUCUAAAUGUCAUCAUGUAAGCCAAGCUUUUUAAUAUCAAUGUCUCUGAAAAAUAAUUUUGCAUGAAAAUUGACUUCAAAAAAUCGCUCUUAAAGUGAAUCCAUGAAUAAAAGGAAUGGCUAUGAAACAAUAUAUGUAUAUUUAGCUAAAUCGUUUAUUUCCUACCAAAACUAUAAACAUUACAGUAUUUUCAGCUUGUUAAAUGUACAAUCAUUACAAUCAGUACCUAAAAUAGAUUAAUACAGGUAAAAAAGUCCCACAAAUACAUCCCUAAAAAGUGUGGAAUCUGGACUGAUGGAUGUCGGACUUUGGCAAAUUGAUAAAGGAUGGUAUUUUAAGUGUACAAAGAUCGGAAGUUCUUCAAAAUCCUUGGUGCAAAAGCUAUUAAAAUACAUAUUAAAA